Molecule: messenger RNA, 1050 nt
Organism: Racocetra fulgida
Lineage: Eukaryota; Fungi; Glomeromycota; Glomeromycetes; Diversisporales; Gigasporaceae
Source: the annotation of a GenBank genome assembly
AUGGAUUUACUGCAAAGUAAUGAAGAGCAAAAUCAGGUUUCUUUUGAAAAUGAAUUAGUUAAAACAGAGUCAUCACCUGUAAAUUUAUCUUAUGAAUUUGAAGAGCAAAAUUGGGAUUCUUUUGAAAAUGAAUUAGUUGAAAAAGAGUCAUCACCUGUAAAUUUAACUUAUGAAUCUGAAGAGCAAAAUUGGGUUUCUUUUAAAAAUGAAUUAGUUGAAAAAGAGUCAUCACCUGUAAAUUUAUCUUAUGAAUCUGAUGUGAUUAAAAUUUUUGAUGAUUCUUCUGAUGAAGAAAAUAAACCAAUGCCAGCUAUUUAUAGUAGACAAACUUUUCAAAUGUGGGAUGAUGCUGAAGCCUUUUUAAAACAAUACGGAUUGGGACAAGGUUUUAGUAUUCGAAAAAGACGUACUGAGUUAUGUCUUGAAGAUGGUAUACAAGUUUUGUGCAAAGUUACCAUUAACAAUUGUAAUCGUACUCGUCUGGUUGCAGCCGCUUUGUUAGAAGAUGAAACUGAAGACAGUUUUACCUGGGCUCUUACAAAUAGUACACAGCGAGUUGAAGGUUUUAAUAAAAAAAUCCACAAUAGUAUUAGGGCAAAUUCUUCUUUAAUUACUUUAGUUAAAGAAAUUCAGGAUGUGCUUGAUAGAGAAGUGGAAUAUGCUCGGGUAGAGGAAUACAAGCAUCAAAUACUAACUGUCAGACUUGCAACUAUACCAAAAGUCUUUUUUAAAUCUUUGGAUCCCAUUGUAAAUGAAUACCUUAUAGAACCAGUGUCAAUAAAUGUUCGUAAACAAAUGCAUGAAUGUUUUUUUUAUGAUGCCUAUAAACUUGAUAUUACUGAUUGGAGCUCAAUUGAAAGGGUAACAAAAAGUUCUAUUAAAAUCCAAGAAUCAUAUACAAGAAAACGUCAACGUACUGAUACUAAUAUCCAGUCAUCUAAUAUAACUUUACAAUCUGGUGAACCAAUUCAAGAUAAUAGAAAAAGAUGUCAAAAAUGUGGCCAAAAGGGACAUAAUCGAGCUAUCUGUAAAUCAGAAAAUGAAUCUUAA